Messenger RNA from Colossoma macropomum (tambaqui), 1569 nucleotides. RefSeq names its product adaptor related protein complex 1 subunit mu 1 (gene ap1m1). The record is from RefSeq and is a predicted model, not a curated record. Gene Ontology annotation, molecular function: clathrin-cargo adaptor activity. Lineage: Eukaryota; Metazoa; Chordata; Actinopteri; Characiformes; Serrasalmidae. Gene Ontology annotation, cellular component: clathrin adaptor complex; clathrin-coated vesicle. The transcript has 12 exons. Gene Ontology annotation, biological process: vesicle-mediated transport; intracellular protein transport. The coding region runs from base 176 to 1447 and encodes 423 amino acids.
UAAGACCGUGGAAACCGGCGGCCCAAAAUCUUAACAUUUGCUGUUUCGGAGAUUUCAGCAUCCCACACCGAUGCGAUCAAACCGUUAACGCUGUGUAUGAAUCUGGGAAGGCGACUGUUGGAUCUCUGGAGCUGAAAAUCGGUCGCUUCGUUAGGAAGCGAACAGAAACAUCAGCAUGUCUGCCAGCGCUGUUUAUGUGUUGGAUCUGAAAGGCAAGGUCCUGAUCUGCCGUAACUACCGCGGCGAUGUGGACAUGUCUGAGAUCGAGCACUUCAUGACCCUGCUGAUGGAUAAAGAAGAGGAGGGGACUCUCUCCCCCAUCCUGGCCCACGGAGGAGUGCGCUUCAUGUGGAUCAAACACAACAACCUCUACCUUGUUGCUACAUCUAAGAAAAACGCCUGUGUGUCCUUGGUUUUCUCCUUCCUGUAUAAAAUCGUUCAGGUGUUCUCAGAGUACUUCAAGGAGCUGGAAGAGGAGAGCAUCAGAGAUAACUUUGUCAUCAUUUAUGAGCUGCUGGAUGAGCUGAUGGACUUUGGCUACCCACAAACGACAGAUAGCAAGAUUCUCCAGGAAUAUAUUACACAAGAGGGGCACAAGUUGGACACAGGCGCCCCACGACCCCCUGCCACGGUGACCAACGCUGUGUCCUGGAGGUCAGAGGGCAUAAAGUACAGGAAGAAUGAGGUUUUCCUGGACGUCAUUGAGUCAGUGAACCUCCUGGUGAGUGCGAAUGGGAACGUCCUACGCAGUGAGAUUGUGGGCUCCAUUAAAAUGCGAGUGUUCCUCUCAGGCAUGCCAGAGCUGCGUCUGGGCCUCAACGACAAGGUCCUGUUCGAAAACACUGGACGAGGGAAGAGUAAGUCUGUGGAGCUGGAAGAUGUGAAGUUCCAUCAGUGUGUGCGUUUGUCCCGUUUCGAGAACGACCGCACCAUCUCCUUCAUCCCUCCAGACGGAGAGUUUGAGCUCAUGUCUUACCGCCUCAACACACACGUGAAGCCACUGAUCUGGAUCGAGUCUGUGAUUGAGAAGCAUUCGCACAGCAGGAUUGAGUACAUGAUAAAGGCCAAAUCACAGUUCAAGCGACGCUCUACAGCCAAUAACGUGGAGAUCCACAUCCCUGUACCCACAGACGCAGAUUCACCCAAGUUUAAGACCACCGUGGGCAGUGUGAAGUGGGUCCCAGAGAACAGUGAGAUUGUCUGGUCCAUCAAGUCUUUCCCUGGAGGUAAGGAGUAUCUGAUGAGAGCUCACUUCGGUUUGCCCAGUGUGGAAGCAGAAGAUAAAGAAGGAAAGCCACCGAUCAGCGUCAAGUUUGAGAUUCCCUACUUCACCACCUCUGGAAUACAGGUGCGCUACCUGAAGAUCAUUGAGAAGAGCGGAUACCAGGCACUGCCAUGGGUACGAUACAUCACCCAGAAUGGAGACUAUCAACUCCGGACCCAGUAGUACAACUUCAGCCGUCUCCUGCGGAGCCUGGGCCUAAAUCUCUCUCUCUCUCUCUCUCUCUCUCUCUCUCUCUCUCUUUUUUUUUUUCCCCUCUCUUUCUCUUUUUUUCUCUCUUGCUCUCU